GUCGAUGUAUGAUUCUUUCCCUUCCGAAACCCUAGAUCGGAUAAAAACCCUACGCAGCUGACUUUCGCUCUUCCUCUCUCCAUUCACUCAGCGACAGAAAACCGCUUCAUCGAUUCGAAGAAAGAGCUCUGCAUUUUGAAAUCACCAUGUCUCAGGUGGAUAAUCGGAACUCUUCUGCAGCUAAGCGUGCUCGAACUGAUGGGAGUCGCCGCGAAGAUGAUUGGACGUGUCCCAGCUGUGGUAAUGUAAAUUUCUCAUUCAGAACUACCUGCAACAUGCGGAAUUGUACCCAGUCUAGGCCAGCUGAUCAUAACUCGAAGCCUGCUGUGAAGCCUUUGCAAGCUCCUCCAGUUUACACUUCAUCAGCUGCUUAUAUGGGUAGUGGUGCUCCUUCUUCAAUGUACCUUGGUGCACCUCCAUAUGGUUCUUCUCUUUUUAAUGGAGCAUCACUGCAACCGUAUGAUCUUCCAUUUUCUGGAGGCACGGGUUAUCAUUAUGACUAUGGUAGCCGCCUUUCUGUUGGCAGCCCGUAUGGACCACUGCAUCUAUCUGGCCCGUCACCUUAUUCCAGUGGAUCCAUGUUGGGAUCAGGUGGGAUGUAUGGCAUGCCCCCUCUGAUGGACAGAUAUGGCUUGGGUUUGCCUAUGGGCCACGCUGCCAUGGGUGCAAGGCCAGGAGCAUUUCCAAAUGAGAACCAUCAGAAGAAGGGUGCAGAUGCAGGGCGUGACAGUGACUGGACCUGCCCUAAUUGUGGAAAUGUUAACUUCUCUUUUAGAACUGUUUGUAACAUGAGGAAGUGUAAUACACCAAAGCCAGGGACUCAGGCCUCGAAGUCUGAGAAUUCGAAAGGUUCCAAAACAAAAAUGCCAGAGGGUAGCUGGAAGUGCGAGAAGUGUAAUAACAUAAACUAUCCAUUCAGGACCAAGUGUAACAGACAAAACUGUGGUGCAGAUAAGCCAUCUGACUCGAACACGUCCCCAGGGCAGAAAUCUGAUGACGACGACAAGUGAGUACUAGAACCCCUUUUAAGGGUUGAGAAGGUCCAGAGUCGUCGUCGGCGUUGCACACAUGUGGGUCUCUGAAAAAGUCAGUCAUGUGUCGUCGUGUUGCAGCUGUUGUCGAGUUACUCCGCCUUCUCAUGAUCCUUGUCAAGUUGUCAUAUUACCAACAAACCUUGUUUAGCCGGUUUGCUACUGGAAUUUUGGGCGUUUACGGUCUUUAUGGAUUGUUUUUGUUAGAACUGGUUAUAUGUCAGCCGGUUCAAUUUCGGAACUGGUUAUAUGUCAGCCAGGCGAUGUCUUACAGGUUGGUUCUCUUGGGUUGCUUUCAGGUAGACCUUUUUUUUUGUGAUAUUUGAAAUCGUAUCUAUUUUAGUAUUUAGCAGUAUAAUGCUUAGACCUUUGAUAUCAGCUUUUUGCUGGUUAUGGUUAUAGAUAGGAGUUGUGGGGUAACCGUAUGUCCUGGCUUGAACUUUCUGGUUUCAAUUAGACUUGUCUAUUCGGUUA
Magnolia sinica is the source of this 1505-nucleotide messenger RNA. Its product is annotated as ranBP2-type zinc finger protein At1g67325. The record is from RefSeq and is a predicted model, not a curated record. Lineage: Eukaryota; Viridiplantae; Streptophyta; Magnoliopsida; Magnoliales; Magnoliaceae. The transcript is spliced from 10 exons. Bases 147 to 1010 code for a protein of 287 amino acids.